This is a messenger RNA of Alternaria hordeiaustralica, 1023 nucleotides long. RefSeq lists its product as uncharacterized. The record is from RefSeq and is a predicted model, not a curated record. The transcript has a single exon. Bases 1 to 1023 code for a protein of 340 amino acids. NCBI's taxonomy places the organism in Eukaryota, Fungi, Ascomycota, Dothideomycetes, Pleosporales, Pleosporaceae.
AUGACCGAGUGGGCGCAAAGUUUGAAGCAAGAUCGCGAGUACGAAACCGAUGAAACCAUUAGCCUUUUGAUAGCUCUGCGACAGAUUGAUGACCAAGUACAAGAUGAGUUGUUCACGGCUGAUACUUCGCAACUGCCAAUGUCUGAUGGCCGAGCGUUGAUGCAUGUUCGAUUCAUAGAUGUACAACUCGAUACAUGGAAACGGGAGUGCAACGGUGUUCCCUCUCAACGACUACUCGAACUCUCCUUCUCAUACGCCAAGAUGCAACUACACAGCGUAGCCCUUCGGCCAUCUCCUUCGGAGUUACCGGCAUCGGUACGUUCGUCACAGAUCAACAGCCUGCUCUCCGCUCUUGAAGCCAGCAAGCGCUUUCUCGAUACUUUACUUUCAUUUCCAGCCCACGAAUAUCACCUCAUAUCGUUCUCGGAGUGGAUGCGAUUACCACCAGUCAUCAUGACGGUCGCCAAGCUAUGCAUACCCAGUGAAGACCAUGCCGCCAUUGGGUGGGAUACUGAAGCUGCUCAAGAAAGAGUGCGCUUAGAUCUCUGUCUUGAAUCACUUUGCUAUCGAAUGCAGACUCUAUCGACGUUCGACAAAAUAAAGCGACCCCACCCCGACUUCUGGCACGCUAUGCGGAUGAUCAAUGAACUGACAAAAAACUGGUACAUUCGCAAAAUCCGACCGGAGCGGCCUAGCCAGACGCCAUCAGGAUCUACGCCCAGCGACUCAGUUGAGCGGAGUAUGAGCGGAAGCUCAUGUCCCAUUACCAGCGCACCAACAACGUGUCCAACACGACACGCGGAAGAUCAAUACAACACGCUAGCAGACACCAACUAUAUGGAAGGCUUCGGCAUAGACAUAAACCAAGUCCCCGUGACCGAGGUUAGCAACGACCCCUUCGCGCUUAUGAGGGGUGCCGAUUUCGACAUGAGCCAAUUCUUCGAUAUGGCGGGAGGUAUUUGGGGGGAGGACAGCUACAACAACUACACUGGCAUGUCUUUUGGAAAUGGAGCACCGUUCUGA